This is a messenger RNA of Cyprinodon variegatus (sheepshead minnow), 1275 nucleotides long. Its product is annotated as transmembrane protein FAM155A-like. NCBI's taxonomy places the organism in Eukaryota, Metazoa, Chordata, Actinopteri, Cyprinodontiformes, Cyprinodontidae. Gene Ontology annotation, biological process: calcium ion import across plasma membrane. The record is from RefSeq and is a predicted model, not a curated record. Gene Ontology annotation, cellular component: plasma membrane. Gene Ontology annotation, molecular function: stretch-activated, monoatomic cation-selective, calcium channel activity. Bases 577 to 1275 code for a protein of 232 amino acids. The transcript is spliced from 3 exons.
GAUGACGCAAACAGACUCAGCUCUCCGAAAAAGUGUUUCAAGACGAACAUGGCGGCAACUUAACCGAGGUCCAAGAUGACAGUGGCCACCGGGAAAACGGAUUCGAUGCUUUCCGAGAAACCCAUCUACCUGUGUCGGGGUGGCUGAUGGCUCUCCUUUAAGUGAAUCUGCGAAUCGAGCGGUAGCAGACGCGCAGCAUCAGCACCGAGAGGCUUGCAACAGCUGGUCUCCCUUGCGCGCCCUCCUGACAAGCUAACAAGCCCGGAGAGGGGACGUCUGGGAAGACGCGGGGCUAUGCGGUCAAAAAGGACGCCGUUCUCCCCCGGAGAGCCAUGGAGAACCGGGAUGCGGCAGCGCGGAGCUUAAUCUAUGCGGCCACGCUAAUUGCUUCCAAAUAGCACCGACUCGCUUCGGGGGGCGAUAACAGGAGCGCCCUGGACCGGCGGAGGUUCGGCACCCCUCCUCCUACCGCUGCAGAGGAGAACCAACCGGAGCCCGUCUCCCAACAAGUCAAUGAGUUUUGUUGCAGAGGAGCCCCCGCGGUGGAGUCGGCCCAGGGCAGCACUCUCCUAAAAUAUGACCAGGGGUGUUUGGAUGCGUCGGCAGCAUGACGAAUGCUUAAAAUAUUGGUCUGCACCCCGGGGGAACGAGAAGCCAUUCACGGAGCCGGAGCGGGCCCAGAGAUGGCGACAGUCGCUGGCCUCUCUGCUCUUCAUCAGCGUCCUGCUCUCUGAUCACCUGUGGUUCUGCGCCGAGGCCAAGCUGACGCGGACCCGCGACAAGCGGCCGGACGACGGGCAAACUAUUACGGGGAAUUCUACUAAACCUCUGUGGCGGAUGGACACCUGUCAUCCGGACAGCUUCUCGAAAGACUGCUUCACUUUCACGGACGCUCUGACCGUGUGUUUGGGCCUCUCUGGCGGAGAAACAGAGGGGACACAGUCGGCGUACGUGAAUCUGAGCGAUUUGUACCUUUCUUUUUGUAACUCCUACUCACUUUUGGAUUUGUUUUACGGGUUUACGAGUCCGGACGUUUUGAAUUGCUCCCUGGAUACGGCCAUGGGGGUGGAUCUGCUGGGGUGCUCGGAAUGUGUCCGGGCUUAUCAGCGUCUGGAUCGACAGGCUGAGGAGAACUACAGGGAGUUUGAGCUACUGGUUCAAAAGUACGAGACGGACGCUUACUCAGUCAGGACGUGCAUGGACGAGUGUAAGUUUGUGGCACCGAUCGGUCAGCAGAGCCUGCAUGGCUGCAGCACUUUCUCCACCUAUGAGUGA